Messenger RNA from Triticum aestivum (bread wheat), 3145 nucleotides. RefSeq names its product receptor-like protein EIX2. Gene Ontology annotation, molecular function: protein binding. The transcript has a single exon. The record is from RefSeq and is a predicted model, not a curated record. The coding region runs from base 220 to 2922 and encodes 900 amino acids. Lineage: Eukaryota; Viridiplantae; Streptophyta; Magnoliopsida; Poales; Poaceae.
AAUCCAUGGUCCAAGCUAAUGACCGAAUCUUGGGUAGAAAUUCCAACCCCAGCCUAUCAUUGUUGACUGUCCCAAUUAACAAAUUCUAGCUACAACUUGACUACAGGAAAAGUAUGCAUCACAAGACGAUACUCCUAUAUUGCAGCUGGGGACUUGUGGUGGAACUGGAAUAAGAGAGAAGUUGCUCUGUCUCAUAUCCAUCUGCCAUUUCUGACCAACAUGAUUAAGCUUGCAGUCCUCAUCCGAGGAACUGCACUGCUCCUUUGCCUAUUGAUCUUCCAACCAGCAUCCGCUUCCCAUGGUCAAGCGACUGCAUCAGGAGCCUGCAUCAGCGGCGAGCGAGAUGCGCUUCUGUCCGUCAAGGCAAGCGUCCUGGAUCCUGAUGGUCGUCUGUCAUCAUGGCAGGGCGACGACUGUUGUCGAUGGAGGGGAGUCCGUUGUAGCAACAGAACUGGCCAUAUCAUCAAGCUCAAGCUCCGCAAGUCCGGCAAGCACGCCAUGUACGACAUAGCCUACAGGUCAGUAGGAUUCGGUGGGGGAAUACCUUCCCAACUUGGCAAUCUCUCAAAGUUGCAAUAUCUAGAUGUCAGUGGGAAUUCUUUUCAUUCGGAUAGUUACUCAGUGAAUUUUGCAUGGUUGCCACGUCUCUCUUCUUUGGUCCAUCUCGACAUGAGCUUUGUUGAUCUUAGUUCUGCCGAGGAUUGGCUUCAGACGGUGAACAUGCUUCCUUCUCUUAAAGUGCUUCGCUUGAGCUUCUGUGAACUCAAUCUUCCCGUAUCUGCUAGCAUGUCACUGUCCAACCUCACACAUGUCGAGAUACUUGAUUUGUCUUAUAACAAAUUCUAUACUAAUUCACUCAAGCGCGCAUGGUUUUGGAAUCUCAUAAGCCUCAAGGAGCUUUACCUCCAAGAUUCCGGCUUGGAAGGGGCCAUUCCUAGUAACUUGGCAAACAUGACGUCCCUUCAAGUCAUAGACUUCAGCGGGAACAACCUUGUGGGUCUGAUACCAAACAAAUUAGAUAAUCUGUGCAAUUUGACAAUAAUGAGGUUUAGCGGUAUCAACACUGGUUCGAGCAUAGGGGAGUUCAUGGAGCGAUUGCCAAAGUGUGCAUGGCAUACAUUGCAAGAAUUGUCAGUGCAGGGUGCAAAUAUGACCGGGAAUCUACCCAUUUGGAUUGGGAACUUGACAGGUCUCGCCGUUCUUCAAGCAUCUCAAAACAUGUUAACUGGCCCUCUACCUGUAGGAGUUGGAGCACUCCGUAAUUUAAAAAUGUUGGACCUCAGUUAUAAUAAAUUUAGCAGUGUGCUCACAGAGGAGCAUUUUGCGGGCCUACUGAAUUUAGAGUAUCUGGACUUGUCAUACAACUCUUUGAGAUUAGCUAUCAAACACAAAUGGGUUCCUCCAUUUAGAUUGAAGGUUGCAGGUUUCGGUUCAUGCCAACUGGGCCCCAGUUUUCCAGAGUGGCUUAGAUGGCAAUCUGACAUUGAUGUUCUUGUUCUCAGUAAUGCAAAUCUAGAUGAUGUUAUUCCUGAUUGGUUUUGGGUGACAUUUUCCCGAGCUUCAUUCUUGCAAGCAUCAGGAAACAAAUUGCAUGGCUCAUUACCGGGAGAUCUACAACACAUAUCAGCUGACCACAUAUAUCUUGGGUCCAAUAAGUUUACGGGCCAAGUACCACAUUUACCUAUAAAUAUAUCAAGACUAAACCUAUCUUCAAACUCUUUCACUGGGUCAUUGCCAUCAGAGCUGAAUGCCCCACUACUCGGAGAGUUGUUGCUUGCAAAUAAUCAACUUACAGGCACCAUCCCGUCAUCUAUAUGCCAAUUGACUAAACUGAAUAGGUUGGACCUAUCAGGAAACCAUUUAACAGGAGAUAUUAUGCAGUGUUGGAAGGAAUCUGAUGCAAACUCUACGAAUCAAUUUGGUUUUGACAUGCUAAGCUUAGCCCUGAAUAACAACGGUCUCACUGGUGAAUUCCCUAAAUUUCUUCAAAGGUCGUCAAGGUUAAUGUUCCUUGAUCUUUCUUACAAUUGGUUAUUUGGAGGAUUGCCUGAAUGGUUGCCAGAAAAAAUGCCACAUCUGAAAAUAUUAAGAGUGCGAUCAAAUAUGUUCAGCGGCCAUAUUCCUAAGAAUCUCACUUCCCUGGACAGUCUUCAUUAUUUGGACAUAGCACACAACAAGAUAACAGGAAGCAUACCAUGGUCUUUGUCAAACCUGAAGGCAAUGAUGACAGUGGUGUCGCAGGACACGGAGUAUUACAAUUUUGAAGAGAGCAUCCCAGUAUACACAAAGGACCAAAAGCGUAACUAUACCUUUGUAAUCUACAAAUUGCUAGUGAUUCUUGAUUUGUCAAGUAAUAUUUUGACAGGACAUGUUCCGGAGGAGACAACUCUACUCAUUGGGCUUAACAAUCUGAACUUGUCAAAUAAUCAACUCACAGGAGCAAUCCCAGACCAAAUUGGUGAUUUAAGGCAGUUGGACUCACUCGACCUAUCCUUCAAUGAGUUUUCUGGUGCAAUACCAUCAAGUUUGUCAGCUUUAACUUAUUUGAGCCACUUGAACUUGUCAUACAACAAUCUGUCCGGUGCAAUACCACCCGGACAACAGCUACAAACUCUUGGCAACCAGAUGUACAUCUACAUCGGUAACCCUGGUCUUUGUGGAGAUCCGGUUGGCAGGAACUGCUCAACACAUCAUGCAGAGCAAAGUGGCCUUGAAGAUCUAGAGCAUAUGCCAUCUGUCUAUCUUGCCAUGAGCAUUGGAUUUGUGGUGGGUCUGUGGACAGUUUUCUGCACCAUGUUGAUGAAGAGAACAUGGAGGGCUGCCUUCUUCCAGUUUGUUGAUAUGAUGUAUGACAUGGUUUAUGUGCAAGUGGCUAUAAGGUGGGCUCACAUGAUGGAGAAAACUCAAGACGGUGCACCAUGAAGCGCCCAACUCUACGGCAAGCGAAUUGUUUGUAUCUAAAUAGUAUUUGUAUGUUUGCACCAUUUCCCUAUUUGUAGCUCUAAAUGAGCCUUGGCUGGUUGUUGGUACUGUAUUGUACUAUUAUUUGUUUGUUUGCACCGUAUCUCUAUUUGUAGUUCUAAAUGAGCCUUGGCUCAACGUUUGUACUUUAUCGUAUUGGUAUUUGAGUAUGUCUGUACUUUAA